Larimichthys crocea (large yellow croaker) is the source of this 4495-nucleotide messenger RNA. It is a transcript of the gene fosb, whose product is annotated as FBJ murine osteosarcoma viral oncogene homolog B. The coding region runs from base 396 to 1622 and encodes 408 amino acids. Gene Ontology annotation, biological process: regulation of transcription by RNA polymerase II. Gene Ontology annotation, cellular component: nucleus. The transcript has 5 exons. The record is from RefSeq and is a predicted model, not a curated record. NCBI's taxonomy places the organism in Eukaryota, Metazoa, Chordata, Actinopteri, Sciaenidae. Gene Ontology annotation, molecular function: DNA-binding transcription factor activity, RNA polymerase II-specific; RNA polymerase II cis-regulatory region sequence-specific DNA binding.
UAAGACGAGAUCUGCUACCGUGCACCGUGAUACAAGCAAACGUCCUCCUCGUGCGGACUUUAUGGAUUUAUAAUCGCACAUUUGACAAGCGGAUAAAAGGAGAGAAACGCUCCGAGGAUUUAACAAAGAUAAACGAGAGGACUUCCUUCUUAACACAUUGAAUUAGAGCACUCUCCCCCCUAAUCGCGGGGAACUGGAUUAAGCUUCUUCAUGCAACUUUUUUGGAAAGAAACCAAGAGCAUCUCGCCAGGGAAUAACAAAAAGAUCAGCAACUUACCUCUUCUUUAGUAAUCUUCUUGUGUGUGCACCGCUGCCUCCCUCCUGUCACUGCAGGUGACAUCGCGCUCUCCCCGGUAACGGCAGGAGUCACAUUCUCUUUCGGUCCCUCCGGGGAAAUGUACCAAGGGUUCCCCGGCGACCCAGACAACGGAUCCCGUGGAAGCUCCUCUCCAUCUAUAGAGUCCCAGUAUCUUUCCUCCGUGGACUCCUUCGGGAGCCCGCCGACCACCAGUGCUCCGCAGGAUUGUGUGUCAGCGGGAGCUGGCUUGAGCAUUGGGGACAGCGGGCCAGGGGCCAGUGCCGGAGGGGAAAUGCCAGGUUCAUUUGUGCCAACCGUCACCGCCAUCACCACCAGUCAGGACCUGCAGUGGAUGGUACAGCCGACCCUCAUCUCCUCCCAGGCUUCUGGACAGAGUGGGUCGACUGGCACCACAACCAUGACCCAACCAGUGUCACUGGUUGACCCAUAUGACAUGCCAGGCCCCAGUUAUUGUUCAGGGUCUGGAUUCACUCCUCCAAGUUCAGACACUCCAGGCCCAGCACCGGGCCCAAUCCGCCAGUCCAGAACUCGUAGCCGCCGUACCCGAGAAGAGUCUGUGAGUGAAGAUGGAGAUGUUGGUGUGUUACUAACACCUGAGGAGGAGGAGAAGAGACGUGUUCGGCGAGAGAGAAACAAGCUGGCUGCCGCCAAAUGCAGAAACCGCAGACGAGAACUCACAGACAGACUGCAGUCGGAGACGGACAUACUGGAGGAGGAGAAGGCAGAGCUGGAAGCUGAGAUCUCUGAGCUGCAGAAGGAGAAGGAGCGCCUGGAGUUUGUCUUGGUCGCUCACCAGCCGAACUGUAAGAUCCCAUACCAGGACCAAUCUCAGCAGGGAUCAGCGCAGCUCCCUCCAGUCCAGUCCCAGCUCCCUCCCCAGACCUUACAACCUCCUGUCUCCAUUGUGGGCUUGGCUGUGAAGGAGGACUCUUUCUAUCUCCCUCCUGCCUACACAGCCCAUGCGGUCUCCACACAGCCCCAGCCUCCGGUUCAGCAGCAGCAAGUUCAGCAGCAGCAAGUCCAGCAGCAGCCUCAGCCAGGGAUAAUGCAGGAGGUAGAGUUUUCUAGUUCUUUCUAUGGCUCAAGUGAGCCGGCACCCGGCGGGCCGUGCCUCAUGGCCAGCAACAGUGGUGGUGGUGUUAACCAUGACGAUGCGGCUAUUGGCAGCUACAACACCUCAUACACAUCUUCAUUUGUGUUCACCUACCCAGAGGGAGCCUGCGGGGUCAGUGCCAACCAGCGGAACAGCAGUAGCGAGCAGUCAUCUGAUUCCCUGAACUCGCCUUCGCUGCUGGCACUCUGACUGACCGACACACACACGCGUACACAUAUCAACACACAUACACAUUAUGCUCGCUGGAAGUAGAGACUGAGGCAAGUACAUGCACAGUACAUAUCAGUCUCACAGAUUGAGAAAAAAACAAAACAACGAUAACCAAUCGUUUGCUUCGGAUUGGCUUCAAGUUUACACAUUUUGAAAUGCAUUCCAAUUAAGAGCCAUACAAAUAGUUGCACAUGAAUUGAUCUAACCUUUAUCAUUGAGCUUAAAAAAUACAUUGUUUCUUAUUUUGUGUUAUUGGAAUAUCUGCAACUGGACAACAUAAGUGAAUAAAAACUGACAUCACGUCCAAGUUGCCAAUCUUAACAAUGAAUAAUCUCAAUCUUUGACAUGUACAUUUGAGUGAGAUACCACACACUCCAACAAGCACCAGUGCCCCCACCUCGUUCCCUCUGUCGGUUGCCCCUUUUCCAGUGCUCUUGCUCUCAUCCUAUUCCAUCCUAUUCUCCCUUCCUUCCUCUUGCUGAAUGUAUUUGUGCAAAUCUGGAAUAGGGACGAAGGACUUUGUUCAGGGUCUUUUCUUCUUGUGGGAGACAGCUGAUUUCUCGCUCACCUCUAACCCCUCAUCCGCUCGACUUCCUUCUGCUUUUUCAUUUGCUGCUUGGACUUGGCAAGUUGGGGAUCUGAGUGUCACAGCCUCCACUAAGUCUUGUGCUUUUCUCUCUCGUUUUUAAAAAACAAAACAAAAAAAGUCUUCUGCCAUCUGCCUACCUGCCAUGCGACCCAUCUCUGCCCAUCUCUGUUUCUCUUCUUCUGUCUCUGUGUUUCUCCCUCUCUCUGAAGUCUUCAACCCCCGAGAGCCCGAAGACCCCCUCCAGCCCUUGGGACCUUGAGUGAAUGACGGCCCAACUAACACGCCCUUUUGCACCCUCUCAUACAAGGACAUGGAUGCAACCCCUACCCCCCAUAGAGAAGAACCAUUUUCUUGGAGCGCAUUGCUCUAAGCGGAUCCUUACAGUGAUCAGCAGCUAGACACUUUCACACACACACAUAGACGCAUAAUUGAUGAACGCAACAUGCAAGACGGAUGCCACUGUCUUCUGCUGAGCCAUUUUUCAAUGUUCACACGAUGAAAUCUUAUGUUGUAAGAACGGUUAAAAGUGAGAAUGGAGAGAGGUUUAAGCAGGAAGGGAGGAAGGAAGAGUAAUCCAGCUGGAUAGACUCAGAUGGAGAGACGAUGGAUAAAGAGGAUGACUCCCAUCCUAACCAUCAAUUUUAUGGAACCAAAUGUCAAAAACAAAGAAAGAGCUAAAUGUUAAAAGCAAAAAAAAGAAACAAACAAACAAAAAAAAGAAACAAAGAAAGGAAAAAAUCCUGCUCUUGCCAACUGUGUGGAAGGGUGACCUCAGUAAACCCACCUCCAUACCACAGAGCCUCAUCACCCUGGACCUACAUGCGCAUAUUCAAACAAUCGCUUUGAAGUCUCUGAACUGAAGAUACAGACGUUUGUUGCAGCGCACCAGCUCCGUGUUUUUGCUCAGAAUCAAUCAGAUGUGAACCGAUGCCUUUAUUUUAGAGGAGAGACGAUGUUUUUUGUAGUGAUUCAGACAACCUCUAAAACAUUGGGCUCAGUGGUCUCUGUACCUUCCCCUGUUCUCUCAGUGGAGACGAGAUGGAGAGAGAGAGGGGGGGGUGCGUUUAUUGUGAGUGCGUCCACUCUGAGGCACCUGGCCCGUUUAUUUCUUUCUUUAUUGAGGUUGAUGUGGUGCGUGAGCACAAAGCCUGGAAACAAAAGGGGAGAACAUGUGGGCUGAUGUUGUGGAGUGAGCGUCCUUUCUUUGCCUGUGAAUUUGUACUAUUUGUUUUUCCUGUAUGUUUGAGUGCGAAUUGUUAUAUAUUUUAAUGUCUAUGUUUGUUUGAUUGUUUUGCAUUGACCUCUGCUUUCAUUUGUACUGUUGCCGUUCCUUGUUUUUGUUCUGUUUUUUUUUAUCGGGAGUUUUCCUUAUAACUGUUACUAUUAUUAUUAUUGCAUUGUAAUGAUUGUUUCAUUAUUUUAUUGUAUUUUCAUUUGGCAACUUUGGAGGCAUGUUGUGCACUACAAAAGAAAAAAAAUCUAAUUAUAAGUCUAUAUGCAUAUACAUAUAUACAGAUAACAUGUAUAUAUAAGUGUAUGUACCAUGAUUGUAAAGUAUGAAUGUCGCAGAUCUAAAUGGGAUAUUUUUGUCAAUGAAGAACAAGAUAAAAUGUUACUGAGGUUUAGUUUUAAAAUGAAUAUUUUUCUAAAAGAACAAAAAAACUAUAAUAAAUUUAAAGUACUGCCCUGUCCCUAAACAUGAAGCACGAUGUCACUGCCUCUAUCAAUGUGUAUUUAUGUUUUAUAAACAAUAUAAAGCACUAUCCAAGUUACAUUAAAUGUAUGUUUAUAAAAUAUGAUGUUAGAAGGUUGUGGUAACGCCUUUGUUUUUGUUUGUUUGUUUUUUUCUCUGUGAGGUCUGUCCCAAUGCUACUGACACCUUAAUGCCACUUUGAUCCUCAGCACAUGCAAAAUGAGGGAAAAAAAUAAAUAUAGCGUGAUUGAAUGUCAAUACACAUAUUAAAAAGUGUUCAGACUACAACAUAAUGAUUAAAAUGUUUCAUUUAAGGACAAAGUAUUUCAUACGCAGUAUGCAUUUCUGUCCAGUAUAAACAUAUCACUCAAUAACAAUGUUAUUUCCUAACCGAAAUGUGUGUUUGAAGGAUAACCGCAGUUUUAGCAUCAAUAUUAACGUUAUCAUGUUACAGUUUAUCCACUCUUGUACUCAAGCAAAUAUGUUGUCUGACUGACAAAAACUGUCUUGUGAUUGUGUUUGCUGCAUAAGAAGCUUUAUUUUCAAUAAAUAAACACGUUUAUUCAAAAA